CACUAUUUAGAACAUAAUUGUAUUUCGUGUAGAUUCUUGUACAAAUCUCGUAAAACGUUGUCAGCAAUGUCCAAACUUUUCAUAUUAUUGGGCCUUUUCUGUCUAUCGAAUGGCUUCAUAUUGCCUCAGUUCUACGAUUCGCCGAGCCCUCGUAUAGUUGGAGGAGAAAAUGCACCAGUUGGAAGCGCCCCUCACCAGGCAUCCUUGAGAAGUAUCUUCGGAUCUCAUUUCUGUGGCGGUUCCAUCAUUAGUAAGAGAUGGAUUUUAACAGCUGCGCACUGCACUGUAGGACAAUCCACCUUCACCAUAAAAGUGGUCGUUGGAACAAACAGUCUCACAAGCGGCGGGGAGAAGUACUCCGUCGAAAAAAUUAUCGUCCACGAAGAUUAUGAUGGUGGUGAGAUUAUCAAUGACGUGAGCGUGGUCAAGGUGUCAACUGAUAUAGAAUUCACUGACUUGGUGCAACCAAUUCAGUUACCGAAAACUGAUACCGCUGAAGGAGCAGUCCUGACGCUCACUGGAUGGGGCAGAACAUCGUACCCGGGAAGUCUCCCCGACAGGCUGCAGGUAAUAAGCCUGAUAGCUCUUAGUGUAAAUCAGUGCCAGCAGAUCUAUAAAGGUAUAGUCUCAUCAAAUGUGUAUGACACCCAGAUAUGUUCGUUGACCAAGAGCGGAGAAGGCGCUUGUCAUGGUGACUCCGGAGGCCCCUUGGUAGAGGGAGACAAGGUUGUGGGUAUCGUUUCAUGGGGAGUGCCAUGUGCGAGAGGAUAUCCGGAUGUUUACACUAGAGUAUAUUCUUUCAAACACUGGAUAUUGUCAAAAACCAAUAUGACUGACGAGUCUAUUAUAAAUUAAGAAGAUCAACUAAAAUCCAAUGCAUAAACGUUUUGUAUCCUGUUUAGUUAAGUUUUUAAUGUACUACAAUUGUUAAGUUUUAGUGUCUUAAAGAAAGUGAAUUUAAAUUUUUAUACUAUCAAAAAGACAACUUUAGGAAAGUGUUUAUAAAAAAAAUAGGAAUGUAGGCCGAUUUAUUCUUAUAGUUAUGUUUUAUAUAAUCUUAAAUAUUUUUCGAAAUUUGUGUAUUUUCUACCGAUUACUUUACAUUCAAACAUAACUUUUAUUGUAAACGUAAAAGAACACGUAUUUGUAUCCUACGUGUUUUAGGUAAGAGAGAAAAUUCUAUUUUAUAUGUAGCCUUUUUAGAGUUUGAAUUUUUUGUGACUAAAUUCUAAUAUAACCUAACAAUAAAACUGUCUUAACAUA
Messenger RNA from Danaus plexippus (monarch butterfly), 1263 nucleotides. Its product is annotated as chymotrypsin-2-like. The transcript is spliced from 5 exons. The record is from RefSeq and is a predicted model, not a curated record. Gene Ontology annotation, molecular function: serine-type endopeptidase activity. Gene Ontology annotation, biological process: proteolysis. The coding region runs from base 67 to 855 and encodes 262 amino acids. Lineage: Eukaryota; Metazoa; Arthropoda; Insecta; Lepidoptera; Nymphalidae.